AUGACUAUAUCAUGCUGGAAACCAAGUGUAGAGGGUGAUGAUGGAGAUGUGAAAGGGAAAGUUGAUGGAUUGUUGUGGUAUAAGGAUUUGGGGAAUCAUCUUUAUGGUGAGUUUUCAAUGGCUGUAAUUCAAGCUAAUAGUUCAUUGGAGGAUCAUAGUCAGGUUGAAUCUGGACCGUUGAGUUCGGAUUAUUUGGGUCCUCAAGGAACUUUUGUAGGUGUUUAUGAUGGUCAUGGUGGACCUGCAGCAUCCAAGUUUGUCAAUGAGAAUCUAUUCUCCAAUUUCAAGAGUUUUGCAGCUGAAGAACAAGGCGUUUCGGAAAAGGUUAUAAAGAGGGCAUUUUCUGCAACAGAAGAUGAUUUUCUGUCUCUUGUGAAGAAGCAGUGGCUAACAAAACCACAGAUAGCAUCUUCCGGUACAUGCUGUUUGGCCGGGAUAAUUUGCAACGGCAUGCUGUAUGUUGCAAAUGCAGGAGAUUCGAGAGCGGUGUUAGGAAGAGUGAAGAAGGGAACAAAAGAAACAUUAGCUGUUCAGUUAUCUGCAGAACACAAUGUUAACAUCGAAACUGAGAGAGACGAUGUUAGAUCAAAGCACCCUUACGAUCCACAGAUUGUGGUUAUGAAACACUCGGUUUGGCGCGUGAAAGGCAUCAUACAGGUUUCAAGAUCCAUAGGCGAUGCAUAUCUGAAGAAAGCCGAAUUUAACAAGGAGCCUCUGCCACAAAAGUUUAGACUACCCGAAACCUUUUUCAAGCCGAUUCUUAGUAGUGAACCAUCGGUAUCAAUUCACAAAAUCCAACCCGAAGAUCAAUUCCUCAUCUUUGCUUCAGAUGGUUUAUGGGAGCAACUUAGCAACCAAGCAGCUGUCAAUAUAGUUAGCAAUAAUCCACGCAACGGAAUCGCAAGGAGACUCGUGAAAGCAGCGCUUAAAGAAGCAGCUAAGAAAAGAGAGAUAAGAUUGUCAGAUCUCCAAAAGAUUGAACACGGAGUGAGGAGACACUUCCAUGACGAUAUUACUGUAAUCGUUGUAUAUCUAAAUCGUAAACUGAUCGAUAAUAGCUCACUAUGUAGUUCUCCUCUUUCAAUCAAAGGUGGUAGGCAUGUCAAUUUUUAG
Messenger RNA from Lathyrus sativus (Indian pea), 1113 nucleotides. The record is from the annotation of a GenBank genome assembly. NCBI's taxonomy places the organism in Eukaryota, Viridiplantae, Streptophyta, Magnoliopsida, Fabales, Fabaceae.